CGGCUUUAAUUGAACAUGGGCAACUUGUUAAAUAAAUUUAAAAACAUCAAGUGCAACAAUCAAAACGGCGAAAAUCGAUCCGAUGAUCGUGAUAUGGGUUGCCGCAACAAAUGGAGAAAUGAAAACUGUCAGCCAUAUAUGCAUUCUGGAGAUACAUUUCUGGCCAAACGUCGCCUUUUAAAAAGCGAUUUGAUAGAUCGAAAUCCUUAUUUCAAGAAUUGUUGCCAAAACUGUGGAAUAUGCUUGGAAUAUCUAAAUACGUGGCGUGCUCGGAAUUCAAAUCAAUAUCCGAAUAGGAAAAGAAAUAACCAGCAGGCAGCUAAUUUACUUGGCGUUCCUGCUCGUCCCAGUGUAUCUCGUCCUGCUGUAGCUCGUCCAGUUGGUGCAGCUCGUCUUAACGUGGCUCGACCUGGUGUAGGACGUCCAGUUGUAAUUGAUAAUGCAAAGGGCCAGAAGGCAGUAGCUAAGCCAGCAACUGCUAAUAAAACCAACACCCCCAACAGCAGUAGCAACACCACCAACCCCCCUAAAAGAAAGGCCGAAAAGAGGAAGCGCCAAUAUGCCCGCAAGCGUGGAUUUAGGCUUGGAGGCGUCAAGUUGACUUAUAUUAAAAACAAGAAAGAAAAACUGCCCCAACAAGAAGAGGAAUCCUAUGCUGUGGCAUUUUUCGAGGAGAAGCCCAUUUACACUAUCAACGUAAAGAAUGAGGACGAUGAAGUGACUGCCACUGUAGUAUUGGAUGAUGCAGAUGAGAAGGACACCAAAGCCAAUUCGGAACGACCCUCGCGUACUAAUGGCAAACGGGCUAGUAAGCAAUUGCGAAUGGAGUGGACUACGCUUCUACGAUUCUAAAGAUUAUAAGAGCUAGAAGAGUUGGUGGACCGACUUCAAGCGCUAUGGAGCCGAAAUCCAUAAGGAAUUGGUAAACUAGGUUGUUUAAAUUUAGAGCAUUGCUUUUUGCCAUAUCUACCAAACUCUGUCAAAUUAAGCACCGAACAAGUUGUGCAUGGUGUCAUUAAAUCGGUGCAAUUCGCUUUGGGCGAUAUGCCGGGAAUGCCUUAUGAUACCAUGAAGUCGAUCGUCACCCUGAUGAAUACAUUUUUUGAGCAUCUUAAGUCGGAAACGGAGCUAGAGGCCCUUCAGGACACUAUACGUAGUCUUCUUCUUCUUAUGGGUGAAAUAUAAUAAAAUCGUAAAUAAUGUGAAGGCAUCAAAUGAAGAGAAACCGAAACCUGAAGAUAAAAAAACUGAUGCCAAGACUACGGCUACCAAUGAGCAGGGAAACACCAGCAUAAACUGGAUGGCCAAACAGGCCUUUAAUAAUCCAUGCUUCCAUUGGUUCCAUUGGUUGGCCUUUAGCGAACAAGAAACUAUCAGUGAAUUCGCUUGGUGGGAUCAUUAAAAGGAAUUCCCUACUAUCUAAAGAGAUCGUAUUUUAUUUGCAUUGUAUACAAAUCCUUACAGAUACAGAUUGUUAGUUCUAAUCUAAUACCUCUGAUUAUCAAAUACAUUGCCGAAAA
Drosophila willistoni is the source of this 1520-nucleotide messenger RNA. RefSeq lists its product as uncharacterized. The coding region runs from base 16 to 852 and encodes 278 amino acids. The transcript is spliced from 3 exons. The record is from RefSeq and is a predicted model, not a curated record. NCBI's taxonomy places the organism in Eukaryota, Metazoa, Arthropoda, Insecta, Diptera, Drosophilidae.